AUGUUGGUGAAAUACACCUCUGAAACAAGUGUUGAUAACCCCAGGUUACCUUGUUUGUUCAUCUCAGAAAAAUUACAAAGUCCACAUCCCUGCACAUGCUGCUGCCCCUUUGUCUCUGUGCUGCAGUAUUUGUACGGACUGAACACGCCAGAGAGCAAGCCCGAGGAUCGAGGCUACCUUGUUGGCCUGAGAGAACUGAAUGUCUUUGAUAUCCAGCAGCUGAUCACAGAUACCUUCAACCAUCACAACAAGCUAGCUCAGAAGGAGAGGAAGGAAAAAAAGGCUCGCCAAGAGGCAGAACGGCGUGAAAAGGCAGAGAGAGCUGCUAAACUUGCUAAGGAAACGAAGCAGGAAGCUAAUGAGCCAAGGAUUAAGGAGCUUACAGAUGAGGAAGCGGAAAGGCUGCAGCUAGAAAUCGAUCAGAAAAAAGAGGCACAAGGAGAGAUAAACAGUGUCUCAGUGAAAUCCUCAGAGGAUGACAGUGAAUCUUCAGAGUCCAACAAACAGGAAACAGAUGAAGAGGAGGAAGAUGAGAAGGAUAAAGGAAAACUUAAGCCCAAUUCUGGCAAUGGAGCUGACCUUCCAAAUUACAGAUGGACACAGACCCUUUCAGAACUGGAUCUGGCCAUCCCUUUCAAGGUGAACUUCCGGUUGAAGGGGAAGGAUGUGAUGGUGGACAUCCAGAGACGACGCCUCAAAGUUGGCCUGAAGGGCCAUUCGCCUGUCAUUGAUGGAGAGCUCUUCAAUGAAGUGAAGGUGGAGGAGAGCUCCUGGCUGAUAGAGGAUGGCAAAACAGUCACUCUGCACCUGGAAAAGAUCAACAAGAUGGAAUGGUGGAACAAACUAGUCUCCACAGACCCAGAAAUCAACACCAAGAAAAUUAAUCCAGAGAACUCAAAGCUGUCAGACCUGGACAGUGAGACUCGCAGUAUGGUGGAGAAAAUGAUGUAUGAUCAGCGACAGAAAUCCAUGGGCCUCCCCACGUCUGACGAACAGAAGAAGCAAGACAUUUUGAAAAAGUUCAUGGAACAGCAUCCAGAAAUGGACUUUUCAAAGGCUAAAUUCAACUGAGCCCUCCCCUUCUCCCCCCCUCUUUCAGUCAGCCCAUUGAAUGGGGCAGAAUACAUAUUGCAGGAUAUGUAGGGAUCCCUUACCUUGGGCAAGUAAACACUUCCAGCAUCCCCACCUGAGCUUGCUGUGGAGGCAGCUUCGUGAAGUUGUCCUCUGUUGUCCUGUGUUGAGCAGAACGCAAGGCCACAGAAUUGGCCUGCAGCAGCGCAUCAGUCGGAGCCAUCUGUGGCACUUCCCAUAUGGCAGUUAGGAGAGAAGGAGGGGCUACAGCAGCAAAAAAAAAAAAGAUGUUAGGUCUA
Struthio camelus australis is the source of this 1370-nucleotide messenger RNA. NCBI's taxonomy places the organism in Eukaryota, Metazoa, Chordata, Aves, Struthioniformes, Struthionidae. The record is from RefSeq and is a predicted model, not a curated record.